Lolium rigidum is the source of this 992-nucleotide messenger RNA. Its product is annotated as transcription factor BHLH6-like. Gene Ontology annotation, biological process: regulation of DNA-templated transcription. The transcript has 5 exons. Gene Ontology annotation, cellular component: nucleus. The record is from RefSeq and is a predicted model, not a curated record. Gene Ontology annotation, molecular function: sequence-specific DNA binding; DNA-binding transcription factor activity; protein dimerization activity. NCBI's taxonomy places the organism in Eukaryota, Viridiplantae, Streptophyta, Magnoliopsida, Poales, Poaceae. Bases 60 to 860 code for a protein of 266 amino acids.
CAAGACAUACGGCAGCUAAAACUGUGCGAGCAAGGGGAUAGACGGAUGCAGAUUCAGCGAUGGGUGAUAACAUGAACGAGCACUACCUGGAGCGAGAAGAGCGUAGCAUGCUGUUCGGCGUGUGGCACGACGGCAGCAGCAGCAGGGUGUCCAGCGGCUACCACGACUCAAGCUCCCCGGAUACCUGGUACAGCUCCCCCGUGGCAUCGGCGGUGGCGCCUAGCAGCAGGAGAGUCGCCGUCCCGGCGGGGAGUAUCCGUGGCCGGAGGCUCAACGACAAGCUCUACGCCAUCAGGAGCGUCGUCCCAAACAUCACGAAGAUGGACAAGGCGUCAAUUGUCAAGGACGCCAUCGAGUACGUACAGCAGCUGCAGGAGCAGGAACGACAGCUUCUCGCCGAGAUGUCCAUCGUCGAGUCAGCGGCGCCGGCGACGCACGGGCAGGUGCUUGCUACAGCAGAGCGCGGCGCCCAAGCUGUCGUCUUACCGGUUAGUUGCGCCCAACAUGCCAUGCCGCCGAUGAAGAAAAUGAGGAGCUUCAUGUCAUCCUCGACCGCCGCGACCCCGGCCUUCAACAUGGUCACCACCUCGCGCCGGAUCGAGGCUCUGGAGGUGAAGGUGACGGGCGUUGGUGAUAAGGUGUUGCUGGUGAGUGUCGCGUGCCGCCACCGAAAGGAGGCCAUAGCCAAGGUGUGCCUCGCGUUCGACGGCCUCCGCCUUGACAUCAUCUCAUCCAACGUCACAUCAAUAUCCGGGACACUCAAGUACACCGCACUCGUGCAGAAAGGGGAGAUACGCCAAAGCGAAAUGAAGGAAGUGAUUGAGACUGCAAUCGCCCAGGUUGAUGCUAUGAGUUACUAAGUAACCUUUGAAUAUUUAAACAAUAAAUCAUGCAUGUUUGUAAAAGCAUUGCGAGUACAGACGAUCGUGUACUCCGUAGUAACAGAACACUGUUGGGUGAAACUAAAAAUAAAUAGAAAAGUGUUCGCUCCA